UAUAAAAAUAUAAACAGUUUCGGGUUAAGUUAUAAUUAAUACUUUUAAAGAGAGUUUGUUUGAAUAUCAGGACAAAAAAAAAUUUAUGAUUCAUAAAAAAAUGUACUUAACCAACACUUAAGUGCUUAGGCAACACUGAAAUUGUAACGAAGCUGUGUAGUUGUUGUAAAUAAAUGAGAAAUUGAUUGUUAUCUGCUCUGCUAUUCGCGGUACACAAAGAUUUAUAAACAAAUCCACCGACCAGCAAAUAUUUACUUUUAUGUUAUAGAAAAUGUUUUCUUAUAAAUUGCCUCAAGGAGGGUUAAACAGCUUAACGAUUUUUAAUGACGCCGGAGAUAUUAGGUUUGAUCCUCCUGUAUAUGAAUUGCGCUACACAACAACAGUGCGCAUUUUGGAAGACCCACGAUGGGGCCUGAAAUUCAAAAAAGUAGUAGAGUUUGGAUGCGCGGAUAUGCGGUUCUUACCAUUAUUGCGUCGCACUGCAGGCGUUGAGCACAUUCUAGAGGUUGAUAUAGAUGAGGAUAUUUUAAGAAGCAAUAAACAAAAAGCUGAACCUCUGAUAACAGAUUAUUUACAACGACGCGAAACUCCUUUGCGUAUUGAAGUUUUAAAGGGCAGCAUCGAUGCAUCCGUUCAGCAGCUGAUAAAUGCAGACGCAGUUGUUGCCUUGGAAAUAAUUGAACAUUUAUACCCCAAAACAAUGGAAAGUGUACCGAAAAAUAUUUUCGGCUUUAUUCAACCGAAAAUUGCAAUAUUCACCACACCAAAUUCAGAUUUCAAUGUACUUUUUAAUUUAUUGCCAAAUGGUUUCCGACACGAUGAUCACAAAUUCGAAUGGUCCCGAGCCGAAUUCAAAGAGUGGGCCUUAAAUAUCUGCAAGGAAUAUCCAAAUUAUAGAGUUGCAUUUCUGGGUGUCGGCAAAGCGCCACCGGACAAAAAAAAAAUUGGCCAUGUCAGUCAAAUUGCCAUUUUCGCACGCUGUGAUAUACUUCAUAUUCCUUUAGCGGAGGCACUACACGCUACCGAUGCCUCGAUUGACUGCAAUCCCGAUCCAGACGUUCAAUAUAAGGAAAUAUUUGCUGUUGAUUUUCCCGUUAAUAUUGAUGAGCGUAGUAAAGAGGAAAAAAUUUUACACGAGGCACGGUAUCAAAUGGACCGUUGUCGGCGUAUCGAAAGAUAUUUCAAUCGGGAUUUACGUAUGUAUCAAGUACCACUCACAGUACUGGAGGACUAUAUUAAAUACUUAAAUGCCACAAUGGAAGAAUUAAUUGCUGUUCUAAAAGCAAAUAAUAUUGAAGUAAGCGAAGAUUGCAUCUUAUUACCGGAGUAUGAUGAAGAUGAUUUAAGUUAUCGUCAAUACGAUGAUUAUUACGAUGAUAGUUGUGGGUAUUUUGGCGGUGAGGUUGAGAAUGACGAUGAAUUGGGCGCAUGCGGUGGACGUUCUUAUGCCAAAGAUGACGUCACUUACGAUUCUGAGGAAAAUUGGGAUUAAAUAAAAGCGAGCUGGGAGUAAAGUUCCACUAUGCACGCAUAUGUGUGUGUGUUACAAACGUUGGUAAUGAACGCUUUCGCAUGGAAAUACAUACAUUUAGUAUGAUUUUUCGAAAUAAAGUGAAUUUAUGCAUUUAUAACGUUGAUUAAAAUCUUUGGGAAAAAUCU
Messenger RNA from Ceratitis capitata (Mediterranean fruit fly), 1659 nucleotides. RefSeq names its product small RNA 2'-O-methyltransferase (gene Hen1). Gene Ontology annotation, molecular function: O-methyltransferase activity; RNA methyltransferase activity. Gene Ontology annotation, biological process: siRNA processing; RNA methylation; piRNA processing. The record is from RefSeq and is a predicted model, not a curated record. Bases 272 to 1492 code for a protein of 406 amino acids. Gene Ontology annotation, cellular component: nucleus; cytoplasm. Lineage: Eukaryota; Metazoa; Arthropoda; Insecta; Diptera; Tephritidae. The transcript is spliced from 4 exons.